Adineta steineri is the source of this 582-nucleotide messenger RNA. Lineage: Eukaryota; Metazoa; Rotifera; Eurotatoria; Adinetida; Adinetidae. The record is from the annotation of a GenBank genome assembly.
AUGAAUGAUAAUAAUAAUAAUGAUGAAGAUGAUGAUUUUCCUUUCAAUGGUUUAUUUUCUCCUAUUGAAAAAAUUUUUGCUGAUUUUGAUCGAUUUUUUUCUGGUACACCAUUUGUAUUUUCAAUCCCAACAGAAGAGUUUAAUAAUGAAAAUUCUCAAUCAUCAACAAAUUUAAGAGAUGAAGUCCUUAAACAAGAUGAUCAUUAUGGUGAUGAAAAUCUUGAUUCAACUAUUGAACAACAUGGUUUUGAUGGAGCAUUUCCAAAAACAUUUUCAAGUACAUCAAUGAUGACAACUAUGCAACGAGAAACAACACCAUCAGGAAAAUGUGUUAUUGAAAAAAAAAUUCAACAUUCAUCAAAUCAAAAUGAAAAUACUAAAACUGAAACAAUUACAAAAAUAUGUGGAGAUAAACAUCAUACAUCUAUAAAACAAGAUGGAAAAAUAAUUCGUGAAUAUGGAAAUUCAACAAUUGAUGAAUUAAAUCAAAUUGAUACAUCACCGGAUGAUAAUGACAAUGAUAAUCAACCAAUUAUUAGCGGAAAUAGACAUUCAGAUUUUUUUAAAAAACUUUUUUCAUAA